Lagopus muta (rock ptarmigan) is the source of this 3149-nucleotide messenger RNA. It is a transcript of the gene BHLHE22, whose product is annotated as basic helix-loop-helix family member e22. NCBI's taxonomy places the organism in Eukaryota, Metazoa, Chordata, Aves, Galliformes, Phasianidae. The record is from RefSeq and is a predicted model, not a curated record. Gene Ontology annotation, molecular function: protein dimerization activity. The coding region runs from base 798 to 1715 and encodes 305 amino acids. The transcript has a single exon.
CUCCGCCCGCACGGCCGAGGCAGUGGGAGUCGGGCGGCUCCGGCGCGGCGCGGGGCUGCAAUUUGCUGAAGGAGGCAAAGAACAUCCUUCGAUCUAAGUAGGGCUUUUAGUGUGCUCAUUGAUGAGUGAAAGUCGCCACACAUGUCAAGCUAAAGGCAGUUGUUGGGUUACUAACAGGACACAACGUCUUGCAAACAUAUGCGUUAAGCUGUGUAUACAGAUGGCAGCGAGAAUAAUGGAGCGGGCGCCGCUUAUAAAGCUCGGGCUGCUGCCUGCCUGCAGACCUGGGAAAUGAAACUAUUCAGACUCGGGGCCAGAUAGCGCCUGGGAUUGUUUGUUACCGUUUUAAUCCUAUUAAUUAAAACGUUAACCUGAUUGGGUAGAAAGCUCUGUCCCAACAGGCGACUCUUCUCCAUAAUAACCUACUCUCCGAGAUAAUGAUGUAAAAGACUCCCCCGUCUGCGGCGGCUGCUGGUUGAUGGGUCCGGAAAUCUCUUGAAGGUGAAUCCAAGCAAGAUAAACGGUGGAAGCGGCGCGGCUGGCAGCGCACAAUGCCCCAGCGCGGCGCCUGCUGAGGGCGAGCCGGAGCCGGAGCUGCAGCGGGAGCCGCCGCCGGAGCACAGCCAGCCGCCGCCGGAACCCGGAGCGGAGCGGGGCCACCGAGCGCGGCGCAGCCCCGCCGGGAGCCGGGAGGCGCCUUUCGCCCGCGGGACGCCGGGGAGCCGCCCGCCGCGGCGCGGAGGAGCCUUGGAGGAGCGGGCCGGGAGCUGAGGGGGGCGGAGGAGGCGGAGGCGCCGAUGGAGCGGGCGCUGGGGCUGCCCGCGGAAGAGGACCUCUUCCACAAGAGCCUCGCCGCCUCGGCCAAGCGCAUGGAGUCCGCCUUCCGCUCGCCCCCGGGGCUCGACCUCUCCCACCCGCGCGACCGCCAGCCCUCGCCGCUCGCCUGCUACGAAGCGCCGGAGCCCGAGGCGCUGCUUCAGCCCGGCGUCGGCGGAGAUCCGCUGGCGCUGCCGCCGGGCUCCGUCUGCGUCAAGUACGGCGAGAGCGCCAGCCGCAGCUCGGUGGCCGAGAGCAGCGGCGGCGAGCAGAGCCCCGACGACGACAGCGACGGCCGCUGCGAGCUGCUGCUGCGCGGCGCCGGGGGGGACCCGCGCGACGCUUCGCCGGCGGCGGGCGGCGGCGGCGGCGGCGGCCCGGGAGGAGGGGGGGGCGGGGGGCUGAAGGCUGCCGAGGGCGGCUGCUCCAACGGGCACGGGCACGGCGGCAGCAAGAAGUCCAAGGAGCAGAAGGCGCUGCGCCUCAACAUCAACGCGCGGGAGCGGCGGCGGAUGCACGACCUGAACGACGCGCUGGACGAGCUGCGGGCCGUCAUCCCCUACGCGCACAGCCCCUCGGUGAGGAAGCUCUCCAAGAUCGCCACGCUGCUGCUGGCCAAGAACUACAUCCUCAUGCAGGCUCAGGCCCUGGAGGAGAUGCGGCGCCUCGUGGCUUAUCUCAACCAGGGCCAGGCCAUCUCGGCCGCCUCCCUGCCCAGCUCCGCCGCGGCGGCGGCGGCGGCGGCGGCCGCGCUGCAUCCCGCCCUCGGCGCCUACGAGCAGGCGGCGGGGUACCCGUUCAGCGCCGGGCUGCCUCCCGCCACCUCCUGCCCGGAGAAAUGUGCCAUCUUCAACAGCGUCUCUUCCAGUCUCUGCAAACAGUGCACGGAGAAGCCUUAAGCCGCGCCGAGCCCCGCCGCCGCCGCCUCUGCCUCCGCCGCGGCCCCGGGGAGAUGAGAGGGAAGGAAAGGGCGCCGGGGGGCCGCGGCCGGGCCGGGCCGGGGGGCGCAGGGGCGGCGGAGGGACUGAGAGCCGCCCGGAUCCCCGCCGCCCUCCGCUCCGAGCGCUCCGCGGGCUCCGCCGGGACGGGACGGCCGCGAGAGGGGGCCGGGGCGGGAGAAGGGGCGGCGGGGGGCGAACACUGCAGCGGGGAGCCGCGGGCUGAGCCCCGGGGGGGCCGCUGCAUGUCCGGACAAUGGGGCGGCUGAGAAACAGCGGCCGGGAGGGAGACAGAGCGCGGGUACGGGGGAGCGGAGCCGUAUCCUGGCCCGCCCAGCACCGAGCGGUCCAGGUGAUGGGGAGCGGAGGUGGAUGGGACAAAUCAGAGAGGGCACGCGAACGUAGGGUUUUUUUUUUUCUUUUUUUCUUUUUCUUUUUUUUUUUAAUUAUUAGCAGUAUUAUUAUAAUUCUUCUGAGCCAGGAAACAAACAAACUUGAAAUGUAAACUUCUUAUUUAAGCGACUCGCAGAAACAAAGAGACUGGAGCAUUGCUUAUGGAAGACUUUGUAUUUUUUAGCGUCUCGAAACUUUGAUCCCGUGCAAACGCGCAAAGUUUUGGUGAGAGUGAUUAAAAAAAAAAAAUAGGAAAAAAAAAAAAAAACCCAAAAAACUACGAGAGAGAUUAAAAAAAAAAAAAAAAAAAAAAAAAAAAAAAGCCUCCCCGAUCCGAACCCCUCCUCCGUGUAUGGCUGAAAGCACCGCGUUUCUGAACGAGGGAUCUGUGUGCACCUCGUCCUCCCCCACCCGCAGCGCUGUACAGACGGGACGUAUUUAUUUGUUCUUCUUUGGGUGAUCCUCCCGCCCCGCCGGUAGUUCUCAUGUGUUAAGGUCAGGGGUCUUCUGUGCGGUUACUUUAUAAUGCUUCUAAAAUUCUGUUUAUGGAUGAACUUAAAACUGUGUGCCAAGUGUUGAAAGCGUUUAUUUGCCAACACCGUAUAACCGGAACUGUUGCUGUACCCGAGCUGCUGAGGUUUCUGAAAGGUCAUCUUGGAUUUUUGAGUUGCAUCAUCCCUGUAUCUCAAUUGAGCUUUAAUAAAUCGCUUCAGUCCAAAAAUGACAGGAAAGGUGUAUUCUUCGUGGCUCGGCCACUGAUUUGGGAAAGGGCUUUGCGUUAGGGCAGGUGAUGGCCGUUCCCUUUUCCCGGGCUCAGAGCAAAAGCUGCUAUGCGAAUAUCGCCAAUGUUUCCCAGGGCGCUGUGUUUGCAGAGGUAUCGUUUGGACCGCUUUUAAUGUGUACGUAAAUCAUUCCUUUCCGACCGUGGAUGAUAAUCUUGAAGUUGAAACACUUGAAAAUACUUUGGGCUGAUUUCCCGAGAGCGUGUGGAGUUCUUUUCUU